Messenger RNA from Pediculus humanus corporis (human body louse), 2187 nucleotides. RefSeq names its product cell division cycle, putative. NCBI's taxonomy places the organism in Eukaryota, Metazoa, Arthropoda, Insecta, Psocodea, Pediculidae. Bases 1 to 2187 code for a protein of 728 amino acids. The record is from RefSeq and is a predicted model, not a curated record. The transcript has 12 exons. Gene Ontology annotation, biological process: cell division. Gene Ontology annotation, molecular function: protein binding.
AUGAUAGUUUUUGAACCAGUUCAAGCUGCCAUUUGGCAUUGUCUUAAUCAUUAUUCAUACGAUGAUGCUAUCUUCCUUGCCGAGCGACUUUACGCGGAAGUUGAAUGUGACGAAUCUCUAUUUUUAUUGGCUACAUGCUAUUAUCGCUCAGGUCUGAUCUCAAUGGCUUACUCAACUUUAAAAAAGAAAGAUGCUCAUUCACCUCAAAUAAGAUGCCUACUAGCCAAGUGCUGUGUAGAUCUGCAAAAGUACGCAGAAGCUGAAUCCAUUUUGACUGGACAAAGUAUAAUGAAAUCAAAGGAAAUAAAUGAUGAUGACAUAAUAUCAGAGUUUGGCGAUGAAUCGUGUUUUGUUUUUAAAAUAUUGGCCAUUAUUGCAUCAAAAACUCACAGAAUAGAACUUACAGCUGAAAUGUAUAAAAAAUCAUUAAAAUUGAAUCCUUUUUUAUGGCAUUCAUUCGAACAACUCUGCAACUUAGGGUAUGAACCUGAUCCGAAUGAUAUUUUCACCGUUUCUAAAAUGGAAAAUUUCACUUGUUGUCACGGAAUAAAUCCUGUUGUUAAUUAUGUCAACAAUAACCUUAGCGAGAAGAACUAUCCAGUAAAUAAUUCAUCUAGUCACAACAAUAUGGAUUUACAUUAUAAAAGUUCUAGUACUCCUGUACAAUUGAUGAAUGUGGCAAACUCGGGAACAUGUGCUGUAAGACUUUUUGCUACCCCCGAAGAAAAUAUACCUAUGACACCAAGUUCAUUAGGAAUAGCUACUUUAUCAUCUAUACCAUCGUCUAAAGUUAAAAAAAAUUCAAGAUUUCGUAGUAUGUUUUCCCCUAUUCAAAUUCCAAGUUUCGGUUUGUUACCAUUCAAUUUUGACACGGGUAGUCCAGCAGACAAUUCUUCUGCCUUGACACCUGAUAUAUAUGAUUCUAAGAAUAGAUCGUUAUCGAACAAAGAAACUCCAUUGCAACAGGGAAAGCCAGUGUUUAGCCAGUCUGGGAAUACAAGCAACACUGCCAACAUAGUUAAUUCAAAUCAAUCGAAUUCGGUGACUCCCCCUUUACAAAGCGUUCGAAGAUCUACACGUUUGUUUUCAAGUAGCUGUUCCGUAAAGGAAAAUAAUAAAAGUCCAAAACAUGGGAAAUUUGUUAGUCCGAAAUCACCGUCUAGAAAGACAAAAAGAGGGGUCUCGAAAACGAAUUUAAGCAUAAACAGUUUUAACGAAAUCACUGUAAAUAAUAAUGAGAAAAAUCGAAACAAUGAUAAAAAUAAUAUUCCCGUCGAACAGAUAACAAAUGAAAAAAAUUCCGUAUCUAUAUCGAUGCAAGCAUUGCAAAUACAAAAAGAUGCUGCCGAGGGUCUUAUGACAUUAUUGAGAGAUAUUGGAACUGCUUAUUUAAAUUUAUCGAAAUUUGAAUGUUUAAAAGCAAUCGAGUGUUUUAAUAAUUUAUCACCAUCUCAAAGAAAUACCGGUUGGGUUUUGGCUAUGAUUGCUAAAGCAUACUACGAACUUCCCGAUUAUCCAAAUAGUAUAAAAUAUUUCCGUAAAGUGAGGGAAACAGAUCCGGAAAGAUUGUUGUUAACCGAAUUAUACAGCACGGCUCUUUGGUUUUUACAACGCUCGGUUUAUUCCAAACAAGAAAAAUAUGAAUUGGCACUGGCACAUUAUUAUAUGGCAGAAAGUAUAAAUCCUAAAAACGUGGUUAUAUUGUGUCACAUUGGAGUCGUUCAAAACGCGAGGCAGAAAACGGAAUCUGCACUUAACUGGCUUGGUAAAGCAUUAGCAAUUAAUCCGAAAAGCGCUUUGUGUAAGUUUCAUAGGGCGAAAAUAUAUUUUAAUAUCGGUAGGCACGUGGAAGCACUCAAAGAAUUGGAACAGCUAAAACAAAUAGUACCUAAAGAAUCACUAGUCUAUUAUCUAAUUGGAAAGCUUCACAAAAAAUUAGGAAAUACUCAUUUGGCACUCAUGCACUUUAGUUGGGCUAUGGAUUUAGAUCCGAAAGGGACUCACACACAAAUAAAAGAAUCCAUCGAUCCGUCGUUAUCGCGAGGACCGGGAGAAGACGGGAUUAUUUCCGGUCAAGAUACGACGGCAGAAAAUGAAGUUGAUGAAGGAGGAUCGAUCGAACCCAAUCAACAACCUCCUCCCGAACACCACGAACAAAGCCUUCAAGAAUCAGACGAGAGUUUUUAA